CUUUCCAGCACAGGGGAUGUGCCUGUCCUAGGGAAGCUAUGACCCCAACACCACACACGGAGAAAAUGUCAGCAGCAAUUUCCUUCCUAGAUCCUCUCUGCUUUAGUGGUGUAGCAAAAGGCAUGGGGGUACUCAUAGGCCUCACUAUGCCCCCCAAGAGAAGGCAGAAACUGCAGCAAGAGCAGAAGGGGCAACCAGCUGUAGCUGCACCCCUGGAGGCAGUUUCUAAGGGGGCUGGAGCUAGCAGAGAAGAGGUGCUGCUACAGCAGGAGUACAGCUGUCUUUGCAAGGAGCUGGAGGACAUGAAGGGGGCAUGUGUUCAGCUUCGGGAGGAGAACGAGUUCCUGCAGCAAGAGGCCCAACGUCUCCGUGCUGAGAGCCAGGAAUUCAUGUGCUAUGUGGCCAAGCGGGCCCAGCGGCGCCAGGAUGCCAUCAUCUCCCUGAAUGAUCAGAACAAGCAGGCCAUAGAGGAGAUACGCAGGGAGCAGCAGGAACUGCUCACCCUCUACCAGAGGAAGGAGGCAGCUCUGCAGGAACAACUGUUGCACAAAGAGGGUGAACUUCUCCACCUUAGCAAGGAGGUUGAAGGCCUGCAGCAGAUCCAGGCACUGCAGCAGGAGCAGGCUGCCCAUAUCAGGGAGCUGCAGGGAGAGCUGGUGGCCACCAGGCAGCAGCACACUCAGCGCCUGCAGGAGACCAAAUGCCAUUUCCUGCAGGAGAAGGCAGCCUUUGAGCAGAAGUCCCAGCAGCAGGUGCUCUGCCUGCUGCGACAGGCACAGGAAGUGGUUGCACGGUGCAUGCAGGAGCAUAGCAACCAGGUGAAAUGCGAGAACCUGGAGCUUCAGCAGGAGCUGCACCAGCUCAUCCAGCGAUCACGCACACUGCAUUUACACAAGCGCCGGUUAGAGGAGCAGGCACAGCAGCUGCUGCGAGAGCGUUGCUACAUGCAAGACAUGGCUCGCCUGUACCACACCCACCAGGGCAAGAAGUAGGCUCAGCUGUGACCCCAGGAAUGAGCUAACAGAGAGGUGGCCACUGCUCACUGCCAUAAUAACCUGCUUUUGGUAUUAGAAUUAUUUAGGACCACAUUCUUCAUUAAGAGCUUUGUUAAUAAUCUGAAAGGGAAAAUAAAAUUCCCAGAGAUACUGAACUGGGAGGA
This is a messenger RNA of Dermochelys coriacea (leatherback sea turtle), 1159 nucleotides long. RefSeq names its product coiled-coil domain-containing protein 166-like. Lineage: Eukaryota; Metazoa; Chordata; Testudines; Dermochelyidae. The record is from RefSeq and is a predicted model, not a curated record. The transcript has 2 exons. Bases 39 to 992 code for a protein of 317 amino acids.